This is a messenger RNA of Enhydra lutris kenyoni (northern sea otter), 594 nucleotides long. RefSeq names its product angiogenin. Gene Ontology annotation, biological process: antibacterial humoral response; angiogenesis; antimicrobial humoral immune response mediated by antimicrobial peptide. The coding region runs from base 114 to 551 and encodes 145 amino acids. The record is from RefSeq and is a predicted model, not a curated record. The transcript is spliced from 2 exons. Lineage: Eukaryota; Metazoa; Chordata; Mammalia; Carnivora; Mustelidae. Gene Ontology annotation, molecular function: RNA nuclease activity; nucleic acid binding.
UCAUACAGCUGGAACCCAUCUCCAGGAACCAACAGCUGGAACCCAUCUUCAGUUGGAAGGAAACUUCCAGACUUCUGUAAGACUCUUCCUCCUGGGACCCUUUACUGGAAGAGAUGAUGGUGGGCCUGGGCUCCCUGUUGUUGGUCUGCAUGCUGGGUCUGGGUCUGACCCCACCAGCCCUGGCUCAGGAUGACCCUAGGUACAGAAGCUUCCUGACCAAGCACUAUGAUGCCAAACCAUGGGGCCGGAAUGACAAAUACUGUGAAAUCAUGAUGAAGAGAAGAGGCCUGACCACACCCUGCAAAGACACCAACACCUUUAUUCAUGACAACAAGAACAACAUCAAGGCCAUCUGUGGAAAUAAUGGAGAACCUUACGGAGAAGGUUUAAGACUAAGCAAGUCUCUUUUCCAGGUCACCACCUGCAGGCAUAGGGGAGGGUCCCCUUGGCCUCCGUGCCAGUAUAGAGCUACCGCAGGGUUCAGACACAUUGUUGUUCGCUGUGAACAUGGCUUACCUGUUCACUUUGAUGAGUCCUUUUUCAGUCCGUAAUCAGAGGCCACAACUGGCUCUGCUCUCUUUUCCUUGCAUUUCU